CUUUCAUCUUUGCUUUUCUUGAUUUUCUUGAUUUUCUUGCAACUCAAGGAACCUUUUUCUUGAUUUUCUUGUAGCUGAAGCAACCUUUUUCUUGAUUUUCUUUGAUUGUCUAGAGAUUAUUCUCUUUCAUUUUUCAUGUUCUUGAGUUGAAAAAUAUAAAUUCUUGGAAAAUCAUGAGCUGCAACGGAUGUCGAAUUCUCCGAAAAGGAUGUAGUGAAGAUUGUAUGCUUAGGCAUUGCUUACAGAUGAUUGAUAAUCCACAAGCUCAAGCUAAUGCAACCGUUUUCGUCGCUAAAUUUUUCGGUCGCGCUUGCCUCAUGUCCUUCAUUUCCUCCGUCCCUUAUACCCAACGUCCUUCAUUAUUUCAAUCUCUUCUAUAUGAGGCGGUAGGGCGAACAGUAAAUCCGGUAAGCGGCGCGGUGGGGCUACUCUGGACCGGAAACUGGCACAAAUGUCAGACGGCGGUGAUGACGGUGCUCCGGGGAGGAGCUAUAGAGUCUCUUAAAGAAUAUCAAGAUUCAGGGCCGGAGUUUCACAACAUUUCAGAAUGUGCUAGUUUUAGACCUAGAGAUGAUGUGGAUUCAGGAGAAUCAAAGAAAAUAAUACCAACAUUAAAGAGAAAAAUUUGUGAUUAUGAUGAUGAAAUUAGAUAUGGACAGGUUACUAAUCUUGAUCUUUGUUUGAUGCACCCCACCGAGGAGGAGGAGGAGAAGCGGCGGCGGCGGCCGGCGACACCGUCCGAGGAGUCGGAGACAACAACGUUGGGAAGUUGUUCAAGAAAUAAUGAUAGUAGUUUAUUACAAGGUGGUGAAAAAAAACUUUUGACAUUAUUUCUUUGACAUUUUUAUUUUUAUUUUUUUAAGAUUUUGGCGGAGAAUAGAAUAGGAUUUCUCUCACUUUAUUGUAUGUUCAAGAAAGAUUACAAGAUGGAAUAAUAUUUCUUGAAUGAAGAAGAAUCUCCUUUCCUUUUUGAAUAUGAUAAAUAAUUUGAUUACUUAAUUGAUUA
Mercurialis annua (annual mercury) is the source of this 1006-nucleotide messenger RNA. Its product is annotated as LOB domain-containing protein 39-like. Gene Ontology annotation, biological process: regulation of gene expression. Bases 174 to 839 code for a protein of 221 amino acids. The transcript is spliced from 2 exons. Lineage: Eukaryota; Viridiplantae; Streptophyta; Magnoliopsida; Malpighiales; Euphorbiaceae. The record is from RefSeq and is a predicted model, not a curated record.